This is a messenger RNA of Kalmanozyma brasiliensis GHG001, 1083 nucleotides long. RefSeq lists its product as uncharacterized. Lineage: Eukaryota; Fungi; Basidiomycota; Ustilaginomycetes; Ustilaginales. The coding region runs from base 1 to 1083 and encodes 360 amino acids. The transcript has a single exon. The record is from RefSeq and is a predicted model, not a curated record.
AUGUCAUCCAACGAGCACUUGAAACCGAUCUUUGCCAAUUGCGUGAAUGUCACCAUGUUGACGCGUAUUGCUGCAGUGCUCCUCGUCCUUUGGUUGCUGACUUUUCGACGUGUGCAAACCGCUCCCAUGGAGCGACACGAUGAUUCUGCUCUGCAAGCAAUACACAGCGGCUUUCGGCUCCCUGAACCUGGGCAGCACUGGCCGACCCCGCCCUCCCCGUCCUCGACCGAUUCCGAUCGCUUCUUUCCUGGUCCUUGGCAUUCUACGCCCAGCAGUACUCCUUUGAACAGCUUUCAUGAACCGCUAUCAUGGGCUCUCGAUGUCGAUACCCCGUCCGCCGAGCUGGAGGAUGUAGACUUUGACAUCCUCCGUGCUCUCUCUGCGGAUUUCGCGCAGUACAGUUCUUCUUCGAAUCAGCCCAGCGUCGAGCCGUCAGCCGGACUGACAGGUGCGAUGCCAACCUCAGAGACCAGCGGCGCGCAGCGCCCUCAGGUCACCAUCCCUGCGUCUCGACCGGCGCGAACGAAGCUGCGACCGUCUCCCCAAAAGGCGGCGGCCAUCGAGCGGCAUAGAGUCCGAAACGCCGCCAUCCGCACGCGCAUCGGCUGGCCGGAACCAUCCGUCUUCUCCCGUCUCGAUCACUACGCGCCCUUCCGCUCACCCAAAAAGCAGCUCACGUUCGCCGAUUCGCCCCUCAUCCCUGCCCGCAUCAUCGACGCGUUCGGUGGCAAGCUCCGAUGGGUGUCCCUCUCGCGUGACAUGCUGACCAAGGUCACCUUCCACGAUCGAUCGCCAUACAAGAUGUACAGCCGCCGCCUCCCUCUCGCCUUCCAGCAGCACGACGUCCGAUGGAGCGUCCACAUGACGCAGCACAACGUGCCGAUCCGACAAGAAGGGCUGACGCGGGGGACGUCGCUGCACGGCAAGCCGUAUUAUGCCUUCUGGGGCGUGCCAGAGGAUGUGGAGAGCGAAUUCUUGCCCGUGGUGCACUACGGGGCGGGGGUGCUGGAGAAGGAGGAUAACGAGGCGGUGGAUCGACGGUUGAGAUCGCUGAUCGAGGAGCUGGAGGGGAGGGCGGCGUGA